Folsomia candida is the source of this 1854-nucleotide messenger RNA. RefSeq lists its product as uncharacterized. The transcript has 5 exons. The record is from RefSeq and is a predicted model, not a curated record. Bases 191 to 1522 code for a protein of 443 amino acids. NCBI's taxonomy places the organism in Eukaryota, Metazoa, Arthropoda, Collembola, Entomobryomorpha, Isotomidae.
UCCCGGACGCCAAGCAAACAAGUUGAAACUCGAUACGAAAUGAGGGCAUUUGAGCAUCGGCAAACGAAAAACGUUCAACCAGUCUGAGUUUGGCACCUGAAGGGAUUAGUCUAUUGAAAAAGUGCUCCCAAAAAAACUAAAGAAGAACCAGAUUUUUCUUCCUGAAAAACAUUAGGCUUUACAAAUCACAAUGCAGACGGACGAGAGUUCAUCGGUGUCUAUCGACAUUAAUCAAGCUGAUGAUAGUGGGCUUUUGUCGGAAGAUAUGGAGUCCAGUGACGAAGAUGUAGUGAUUCUCCGGAGAGGGGGACGGAAAUUGCGAGUUAUUUGCUCUGAUUCGGAGGAUGAUGAUGACGAAAACGUUGUUUUUCUGGACCGGUCCAACCCUGAUCCUCAGCCUGGCUCAUCCAGAGAUAUGACCGUGGACUUGGACCUCCUGGAGAAUUUUCAUCUCCGACGAUAUGGAAAGCUUUCCCGUAAUCUCCGGGAAUUGGAAUGUCGUGAGGAGUUGAUCGAUUGGUUGAAGGAGGUGGAAAAGAAUCCAUCAGCAGGUCGAGCGACCUUUGAUCAACGACGCGAGGAGCUUGAGCUGGCAGCUAAUUGGAGGCAGGAAGAUCGGGAGCAUCGGGAGAUUUAUUUUGAUAUCCGUAUUACAGGUUCGUCAGUAAAAGGUUACUGGGUCCUCAGAGCAGAAGGGAAACGGAAUGUAUUAUCGUCUUAUUAUGCUGCGAACAUGAGAUUAGGUGCAUCCCAAGCUAGGAUAGAUAGAAAUGCCAACUACAGGAACCCGGAACACCCUCUGCAUGAUUCGAUUCAAAAUAGUCGGAAAACAACUAAUGAAGUUAGGCCACCCAUGGACAUCGUAUAUGUAGCAUCUCUAAUUCAUCCGGACAACAUGGGUGUUGAUUUGUGGGAAACUAUCAAAUCAAUUGAACCGGUUCAACAAGGGAAUAAGAUGCGAGACUAUGUCGGGAAAUAUAAUGGAAAUAAGGGUCGUUUCUCAAUGAGAGGUUCGAACUUUACUAAGCCAGGAGGUAACCAAGAAAUCUACAACAGAACCGUUGACAGCGAUGACUCAGUCUAUUGCGUAGAAAAGAAGAUUAUCUUAUGUAACUCCACCUAUACAAAAGAAAUUGGUGAAGGCUUCCUGAUGGCAUAUGGACACAAAUACAACGAAAUCCAUGGAGUCGAGCGCUACAUCAUGACUGAAGCCGCAACCCCACCUGCCGAUCUCAUCAAGAAAGCGCAUAAAUAUGCCGUCGAUGGAGUCCCGAUGUUUGAAUUCGUCGAAGAUCUGGACCGGUCCAACCCACCCCUCUGGGCUACCCUGGACCUAGUGACUACGCUCCCUUACACGAUCUGUAAGAAAGAUCUGAUAAUCCGAUACGAUCCCAACUUCCCUGAUGACAAGCGUCACUACAAAAGUUUCAAAAAUUUUGAUCGCUUGGUUGAAGAAUUUGGAUAUCCCCCUGAAGAGUACUUUAUAACUAUUGAUGGUUCUCGAAAUCACCUCCGAUAUUAAUUUUACAUGAUGGCACGACAAUUCCAAUCCUACUAAAUGAAUUUUGUAUUAUAAAUUUAAUCUAGCUAUAAAUAGCACAUUUUAUAAUCUGUACGAUGAAUUGUUUCUACAUAAUAUAGCGAUAUACGUAUAAUUUAUAAGUAAAUAAUUUUUUGACUUCAUUUAUAUAAGAGCCAGUUCGCUCUUGCGUAUGGUGCAUGGGGCAUUCAAAAUUAUUAUAAAAUUAUUAUUUAAUUAUUAUUUAUUAACCUGCACCACACUCGUACUGGAUGAUCACACCCACGGGGACUGUUUUACUCGAGUCGCGACAAAAGUGGGCGAACGGAUUGGAU